Molecule: messenger RNA, 1089 nt
Organism: Scedosporium apiospermum
Lineage: Eukaryota; Fungi; Ascomycota; Sordariomycetes; Microascales; Microascaceae
Exons: 3
Coding region: 1-1089 (362 amino acids)
Source: RefSeq, a predicted model, not a curated record
AUGGCCGAUUACUGGAUACCGGCCUCGGUCGCCGUUAUUGCCGUCUUAACUUUCGGCAUCCCCUUGUUCCUGGCCGAGUACUUCCCCUGGCAGAGCCUCUGGAAGCAGCGUCAUGGCAGGCCUACUGUCACCACGAAGUCAUACAAGGGCCGGACGGUACUGAUCACCGGCGCAAACGGUGCGUUCGGAUCGAGGGCUGCCAAACUCUUCGCUCAUCGUGAUGUCGAAACUCUUGUCCUCGUUGAUGUCAAGGAUUGUGGAGGUGUCAAGGAGGAAAUCGAGGCAGAGCUGAGUGAGAAAAACAAGCCCAGGCCUAAUAUUCUCGUAUGGCAAGUCGACAUGAUGUCCUUUGCAGGAUGUCAGGAAUUGGGAAAGAAGGCACGUGAGCUAGAGAACCUUGAUCACGUCUUAUUGACGGCAGGUAUUCUGUCCUUCAACCGCCGCGAGUCACCUGAGGGUUGGGAAACUUCGAUACAAGUUAAUUUCCUCUCCACCGCUCUCAUCGCACUUCUCCUACUUCCGUUGCUCAAAUCUUCCCCAACGAAUCCGGCCCCUCCUGUCCUGACCUUCGUCACCACCUUCGGUAUCUAUCCGUCCUCCUUCACCAUGUCCGUACCCAAGCGCGGGUCCUACCUCAAGCGUCUCAGCAACAACAAGGACGGCAUGGAGCAGGCGCAUCAAUACGGCCGUUCCAAGGCCCUCCUACUCUACUUCGCCCGCGAGCUCGCAAAUCAAACCUCAGCCGCCGCAGGCAACGGCAUGCGCAAAGUGACCAUCAACAGCGCGGAUCCCGGCUCGGCAUGGACGCCACUUACGAAUCCGAACCAGGCGAAGCUGAUUCCGAGGCUGAUCAUGAACUUCGGAGCAAGAGAUCCACAAAUCUGCGCGACGGCGUUGGUUAAUGGAGUUUCGGCUUCGGCGGAAGGGCAUGGGAAAAUUAUGCAGGAUUUUGAUACUGCAUCAUACCCGCCUUUCAUGGAAAGGAAGAGUGGCCAAAUGGCGCAGCGGCGUGUUUGGGAGGAGACGCGAAGCGAGUUUGAAGCUAAAGUCCCGGAGGUGAAAGCGGUGUAUGAGAUGUUGGAGAAGUGA